UAGAAAUGUUCUCAAGAUCUCUCACUUUGAGGUCGAUGCAGAAACCAAGGAACAAGUUCUACUUACUGCAUUUCUUGUUGAUUCCACUCAGAUUUUCCAGUUACUAAUUGGACAUGAAAAUAGCACGGUCCUUUGUCCUCCAACUGCUACAGAGUCCUGAGGUUAUUUCAGCCGCAACAACAAGCUGUGAGCCUGUUUGGCAGCUGACGGAUCUGUUACACAAAUUGGGGUGCCUGUUGCUGUCGCCAUCUUGCAUGCCAUGGGGAGCCCACCAGCCAAGAUGAAGUUCUGCCCCAUCCACAUGCUUUCUGUAAGAAUCAUACAAGCUAAGAACAUCAAAUCAAGAGACCUGUGGACAGUUCCAUUUUCCUGCCAAAACCUUGCGGGGCAAUGUUAUUCACUGCUUGAUACCAGUCUGAAGUAUUUAGGCAUCUUGGGAUGCAGUACACAUCAUCAGUCGAGUCCAGACUCCAGCUCUGAAAGACAUCACCUUGGAGAUUUCCUUUCACACCGUUGUCAAGCUUCACAAAUGACUGCAUCAGACUGCUACGUGCGCUUGUGGCUGCCGUCUGCUUCAAAUCGAAAGCUUCAGACCAAAACCAUCAAGAAUUCUGACAACCCUGUCUGGAACGAGACUUUCUACUUCAGGAUCCAGAGAGAAGUUGAGAAUGUCUUAGAACUGGCAGUGUGUGAUGAAGAUCCACUCACCAAAGAUGACAUGCAGUUCACAGUUCUUUUUAAUGUUGCUAGAAUCAGACCAGGGGAGUCAAUCCGUGAGACAUUUGCUUUGAAAUCAGAGAGAGAGACAUGUACUAAGAAAUGGGAAAGUUUAGAAGUGGAAUUCUGGAUGGAAAGAAUUCCUGGCCCUCCAGAGCACAUAAUUACCAAUGACGUCCUAGUGUCCCGUGAUGUCUGCUGCUUGGAAGUGCAAGUGGACAUUAAUGAAAGCAGGAAAUAUUUGAAAGAGGGUAAAAAUCUCGUGCUUACGGUGCCUGAAUCUCAUGAGAGAAUACAGAAAACCACAGAGGACACAGACACUUUCUACUUCCAUUGUGUGAAGGCUUGGGAGCCAGUUCUGAAAAUCAGGCUGCAGAAAGUUUCUGAUAAGGAAUAUGAGGACAGCAAUUUAAGUGACACCUUAACAGUUCCACUGAAAUUUCUCCCUGUUGGAUAUAAAGUGAAAAUAACCCUCCCUGUAAGAAAUAAUGUGCCACUGUAUUUGUACCUCCAACUAAAUGAUUGCACAGAAAAACUAGAUGUGCGCUUAGGCUAUGAUUUAUGCCGAGAAGAACAAGAAUUCUUGCUAAAAAGGAAGAGAGUGGUUGCCAGUGCCCUGAAAGGGGUGCUUCAUCUGGAAAGAGAUCUACAUGGACACGAGGUCCCAGUAAUAGCUGUUAUGGCAACAGGCGGAGGCCUCAGAGCUAUGUCAGCUAUGUUUGGCCACCUCAUAGCUCUCCAGAAGCUCAAUCUGUUGGACUGUGUUACCUACGUCACUGGGGCUUCUGGCUCGACAUGGACCCUAGCAGACCUGUAUGAGCAUGCUGACUGGUCACAGAAGUCUCUGGAGGGGCCACUUAAGGCAGUAAAAGAACAAGUGACAAAAUGCAAGCUCAACCUUAUGUCUAUAGAACAUCUGAAGUAUUAUCACAAGGAACUUGCUGAAAGAGCAAAAGCAGGGCAUGUGUCAUCUUUUACAACUCUGUGGUCCCUUGUUCAGGAAAUGUUUUUACAUGAACGGCCAAGAAAGUACAAACUCACAGACCAGCGCAAAGCAUUGGAGCAUGGACAAAACCCAUUGCCUUUCUAUUCAGUCCUCAAUGUGAAAGAGGAAAAGUUCAGUACAUUCAGAUUUAGAGAGUGGACAGAGUUCUCUCCUUACGAGGUGGCCAUACCAAAAUAUGGAGCCUCGAUUCCUUCAGAAUACUUUGACAGUGAAUUCUUCAUGGGAAGGCGAGUGAAGAAGCUGCCAGAAUCUCGGAUCUGCUAUCUGGAAGGUCUUUGGACAAACAUCUUUACUAGGAAUUUGCUGGAUGGCUUGUACUGGUCCUCAAAUUCAAAUGAAUUCUGGGAACGAUGGGCCAAGGAUAUGGUAGAUAUAGAAAAGCAUUCCCCUGAGGAAGACAUCACUGUCAUCGAGCCUCCUUCUUGCUUGUCAGGGAAGCUGUAUGAGAUGUUUCAGGACAUUAUGACCAAGCGUCCACUUCUGGGAAAGUCUCAUAACUUCCUGAGAGGCUUAGAAUUUCAUAAGGAUUAUAUCCGUCAGAGAAAGUUUAUUGAAUGGAAAGACUCUGUGCUGGACGGUUUCCCUAACAACCUGACACCGCUGCAGAAAUAUCUUUGCCUGAUAGAUGUUGGCUAUUUCAUCAACACCAGUGGUGCAGGGCUUUUCAAGCCAGAGAGAAAUGUAGAUGUCAUUAUCUCACUUGAUUAUGGAUUGGGGAAUGUGUUCAAGCAAUUAGAGAUGACAUACAAAUACUGCAAGGUACAAAAAAUCCCAUUCCCGAAAGUGGACAUAAGUAAAGAAGAAGAGAUGAACCCAAAGGAAUGUUAUGUGUUUUCGGAUGCAGAGGACCCCAGAGCACCCAUAGUAAUCCAUUUCCCCCUGGUGAAUGAUACCUUUAAGGAAUUCAAGGAGCCUGGGGUAAAGCGCUCUCUCUCAGAGAUGGAGGAAGGCAAAGUGAAUCUGGAUAACAACUGCUCACCCUAUUACCUCAUUAGGCUAAUCUACUCCUCUGAAAACUUUGACAAGCUUGUGAACCUGAGCACAUACAACAUCCUCAAUAACAAAGACCUGCUCCUCCAGACAAUCCGGAGUGCUGUAGAACGGAGGAGAAACAGCAGGACUUGGAAUCUCCCCAGCUACUCUAGAGCUGGAUACCGCUAGGCUGGGUUUUUGCACUGUUCCCCACUGAAGGCAACAACAGUCACACUACAACACAUCACAGUCGCAUUGCAAUAUGUCAUAGUCACAUUACAACACAUCACAGUGUUCAUUAUUUGCAAGAAACUGAGGAAACCUGUACAUUUCUCAUCUUGCCUUGUUCAAGUUCCUGGCUUUCAGAAGGGUUUAUUUAAGCUCCUUCCCCCAAGCUUUCAGACCACAAGAGCUUCACACUGUGGUCUUACUUGUUAAGAAAUUAGGGUCCUGAUUAGCAGAGAUAUUCCAGGAUCUCCCUGAUGUUAUAGAAUAUGGUGGUGGUGAUAGUGAUAGUUCUUAAGAGCCUGUCACCUCAAUCCUGAGCCUAUUGUUGGUGUCUUUUCAAUGCUUGGUUACAAAGCAAGUCCUGGCCAUUUGCAUUCACUGAUGUCCAGAUUUUCAGACAGGCUGAGCAACUAGAAUUUGCACUGAAUUGGUGGGCUCAGCUUUGAAGUCAGGCCAAAGAGUCAUAUUUAUCUGUGAACAAUGGCCAAACUGCAACGUGAGCAAUUGCAUUCUGUCUGGCCGAUUACCUUUGCUGAUUUAGAAAUGAUUCCUUUUUUCCAUUCCUCUGCAAGAGCUUGGCACAGAAACACUGCUCCAGACUGCCAUGAAGGGGGCAGUUACAUUUCAAGGAGAGGACAUUACCUACAGAGAGUGAGUACGGUGCUUUUGAGCAUUGGCUGGAGGAAAAAUUCCGCACAAGGCACGAGUGAUUAUCUGGAUUUAUAUGGGUAGUGCCUUUAUGCAUUAAAAUGUCAAAAGCCUGAAACAAGCUUUUGACACCAGAAAUUCAAGGGGAGUAAUUACCAUAAACUCAAGUACAGUUAAUUUAAUAAGACAUAAGCUAGUGAUCCUUAUGUAUGUCAACUGAAUGUAGGAUAACAUAACUCACAGAGUGCACAGCCAUUGUAUUUUCACACCCAGAAGAUUUUUUCCUUUUGCAGUCUUCUACCCCUAACAUCAUAGGCAAGGUAUUUUUAAUAGGUGCUACACUAAAACAGAGCACAAAUAAGGAAAAGGAAAUUCUUUAUCACACCUUUUUGCUGGAGGAAAAUGUUUGGAAAAAUGACACCUGGUUUUCAUUUGCUUUGGAGUGCAAUGAGAGACUUUGCAUUGAACUAGGAGCCUGGAACAUCUUAAUAGCCCUCCAGAAUCUGAAAGGAAAGGAUCCUGAGCAGCAUGAAACAGAGCUCCACAGAAGUCAAAGAAGUUUCCAGACUUCCUAGCACUGAAGGAUUUGGACCUCUUUCUGGCUUGUUUAAUCCAAACACAGCAUACUCAUUGGGAUCUCCAAGGAAAAUCUUUUCUUCUCUGUUGGAAAUUUACUUCGUAUCUAGAAUUGGUUUUAAUUGAAAUCCAAAACUAGACAAAGAAAGAGAAACGGAGCCCUGCCUUUUUGGUAUAUGUAGGCAGUAUUCAAGCUCAGAGGGAGAGCAUUUAUGAAAGGCUUCAUUGACCGAACCCUGCAUCUCUUAAAUGCUGCUUCUGCUGCAAGCAAUGACAAUGAGUAUGCCCCAGCAAGAUUCCUUGUGCAAUGCUUAUUUACUAAAGAAUACUAUGUGAAACCUGAGGAGUCUUAACAGCUGGAAUGCAACUAUACAACUGAAUUCAGGACAUAAGAACUAAUUGGAUACUGUCUGCAAGAGAAAAGUAGCCAUUUUGAGUUGAAAGAUGAGAUGGCAGCAGGCAGCUAUCUCAGGAGAGACAAUCCUACCAGCAGGAUCUGUUACCUUCCUGCAGGAGAGCAGUACAUUCCGACGCAGUAUGCCGUGAUGCAGAUAGAUGCACAUACAAGCACAUGUGGCUGUGUGCAUGCAUACACAGGGCGUGCACUAUUUUCAUGCUCCCCUGGCUGGUCCUACAAAGAAACCUCUUCCUACAAUCUGCUUGCACAGAACAAAACCUGAUUCCAGCUUGACUGUGGAGAGGCUGCGUGCUCCCAUGUCCUGUGUCCUGGUAUACCCUGAUUCACGCAGGCUUCAGCACUUGGCCUCACAGACAGUCGGUGCUUGACCCCUGCUCACUUUGGCCAGGAGGUGAACAGAAAGGAUGGACAAGAAGUGAGUGGUACCGCUGUGCUGCCUGUCUCCAUGUCCUCACUGUGAUGGGGCGCUUGGGGCGCCAAAUCACUGCUUGCAUCUUCCAGCAUCAUGGUAUUACACAGAAGGUGCAAAGGGCUGAACAGCUUGUGGAGAGUCCCAGCAAUAACAGCUUUUCUGCUGCAGUGGUUAAAGAACUCAGUUCAGUCAGGGACAUUGGCAUUCUCCACAAUAGACUGCUAUUUCUUUUGACACUAAACCAGUAUCUAGCUAGGAACAAGACCACCAAUGGUGUUAUGUGAUUGCCUUUAAUUUAUGCAUCCAUCCAUAUUGUAGAUAGGAACACCAUUUUACCUCAUCUA
Neopsephotus bourkii (Bourke's parrot) is the source of this 5321-nucleotide messenger RNA. Its product is annotated as cytosolic phospholipase A2 beta-like. The transcript is spliced from 22 exons. Gene Ontology annotation, cellular component: cytosol. Gene Ontology annotation, molecular function: calcium-dependent phospholipid binding; calcium ion binding. Gene Ontology annotation, biological process: glycerophospholipid catabolic process. The record is from RefSeq and is a predicted model, not a curated record. The coding region runs from base 260 to 2884 and encodes 874 amino acids. NCBI's taxonomy places the organism in Eukaryota, Metazoa, Chordata, Aves, Psittaciformes, Psittacidae.